Molecule: messenger RNA, 1282 nt
Organism: Coregonus clupeaformis (lake whitefish)
Lineage: Eukaryota; Metazoa; Chordata; Actinopteri; Salmoniformes; Salmonidae
Product: endothelin-1-like
Exons: 4
Coding region: 237-704 (155 amino acids)
Biological process (GO): intracellular calcium ion homeostasis; regulation of systemic arterial blood pressure by endothelin; vein smooth muscle contraction
Cellular component (GO): extracellular region
Molecular function (GO): endothelin B receptor binding; hormone activity
Source: RefSeq, a predicted model, not a curated record
UGGGAGAAGAGAGGCAGAAGUAGUGACAGAGACAGAAUCUGGGGAGGAGGAAAGGAGGGUGUGGUGAUGCUUGAGGUGUCUGAGGUACUGCUGCUCCAGACCAUAGCCUGGGACUGACUCUAGAGCUUCUCCAGGCUUCACUUCUCACUGGUACCUGCUUCUGGAAAUAUUGUCACUACCUUUUUGAAUUUGGAGCUGUUUGCACUCACAGCUGUUUGGAACAUUGGAACAGAAUAAUGGAUCUCACCACUUUUUACUUCCUGACCACUACUUUGGUUUUGAUAGUGGAGCAUGAAGCAUACUCAGACUCCACCUCCAUCCCUGGGCCUGGUCCAGAGGAGGGCCCCGUGAAGCUGCUUGACCACAGGCCCCAUGGGCGGGAGAAGCGUUGUUCCUGUGAGAACCUGAAAGAUAAAGAAUGUGUGUACUUCUGCCACAUCGGCAUCGUCUGGGUCAACACUCCUGGUCAGAUAGUGCCAUAUGGAGUGGGCUCUUUCCCUGUUCGACUGAGGAGAGAGGUGGGACGAUGCUUCUGUGCGGAGAAAAAUGACUUUGAGUGCCUUCACUUCUGCUCUGCCUUGCAUACACUCAAAGAAGGUGAAAAUGUUUUGGUCAAGAGGAAGUUUGCGACAAAGUUUAAGAAGAGAUAUAAGGCUGGAAUCUCGAAUAUAAGGAACCAACAAACACUAAUUCAAGAAAGCUGAAAGGAGAGAAUGGACACUAGUUUCAUGUGUCAUCCACUUUCAUUGGUCUCUUUUACAAUAUGAUGCAAAAGAACAUUGUACAAUGGUGGCCUGCGUCUGAAAUGUAUUUAUGAAAUUAUGUCGUAACUUUGCCUUCUUUUUGUCAUUGUAAAUUCUUUUUUUAUGAUUUUAUUGCUGUACAUAAAUAUUUUUACUUUACAACAUACAGUACAUACAUCAUUUUGAAAUCAGAUAUUGUUACAGUAAUGCAGAAAUUAUCAAUAUUAAGAGAAUAAAUGUAAAUGUCUUGUAUCUCUGUCAAAUGUAUCUUUCAUGUUAACAUGUUUUGGCCGCUUAAAUCCUUUGGACAUGUUUUCUGUCAUAAAGUUUGAAUGUGAAAGAUGCACAUACCGUAGAUGCAAAGCAAUGCAGUUCAUGGUUCUUCACAGUGAGUUAUGUGCCAAACCAGACAGGAAAUAAGCUGUGUGAUCUAGGACAGGUGGGUGAGUUAUUGUAUCAUAUAUCCAAAAGUAUAAAAGUAAAAUGUACAUAUUACAGCAUUGCAGUUUUUUGCUUUGCUACCAAGACAUUGAUUUCAG